AUGGAGGUUUGCUGUUCAUUCAAGUCAUUAGUAGGAGGAAUCUGUGGUUCUGACAGUCGAGAUAGAAAACACGAAGUGCAAGUUGUUCCUCUGACAUCAUGUACAAAAGAUAUUGCGAACCAUCUAGCAUCCUUCUCUUUUUUUGGUCCACAAAACGAGAUAGACCUGAUAUUGUGUCGAGCGGCAAUUUUUAAAAUGCCAAACUCUUUUGACAACAUGACAAUAUGUCCACAGCAUCGUGCAAAACUUGGAUUGGGAUGGACAAGGGGAUCAACUAGAUGUAGAAUACCAGCUGCGUUAUCUAACCACGGGAAAGGAAGUAGAAAAAUAUGGCCAAAGGGAGACAGGGGACUUGGGAAACAAGAUUCUGAAACACUACUACAAAAGACUGGUGUGUUUAUUCAAGCUGGUUCCGGUAAUUGUUUGUAUUAUUAUUGUUUGUAUUAGUUGGGUGCGUCAGUUCAUUCAUUUCAUGUGCAUAUGUUUUGUUUACUUUACUUUACUAGGAAUAUGCAGGACAUGCCGAGAUAAAAUGAAGACGAUUAGACCAACUAUUCCCACCACAGCACUUGCGAAGUUGGAAGCACAACUAAAGACAGCAACAUUACAGGUAGUAUAUAGGUUAUGGUGUUAAAACCUAAUGAGGUUUUUCCUUCGCCAUGGAAAGCAAAUUAAAUCAAACACUGUGGCACAUUGCCAAUUAAAGGGUUGAAAGGAAUGCAGCAUUGGCAGACUGCUUGGUUAGCCCAUUGAGGGACACUCACUAGCCUCUCCCCUGGAAGAGUAAAUUGUCUGGUGAUAGAGAGAAUAAAAUAAUAUUAGAUGUAGGGCAUAUCAGGGGGCAUGGUCACUUACAUGAUUAAAAUUAAUUUGUAGGAUGACUCUCCUGAAAAUCCAUUCAAAGCCCUGCAGCAUCAACAUAUCCCAGUUACCCCAAUGAGCACUGUGCCGUCAACGCUAUUUUCACCUUCUGCUAUAUCCCAAGCCUUCGACCUGUCAAUGACCAGCGAAUAUGAUGAGAAACCAUCUACAUCUACUCCAAAGGGUAAGCUAAACUGCUCUCUUGCUGCAAGAGAUGUAAGUCCAAUUCGAACCUCAAUGAUGACACCAUGGGAAGAAGCUGCAGGACGAACCAAGAGGCACUAUUUACGGAAAGCCAGACAGGUUGUCUUCGCUACCCUUGAAGAAAUUGCACCCAAUAAUUCUGAGAUGCUGUUCAGAGCAAUAAAAGAAAGGCAACUAGAUGAAAAUGAUGACACGGAUUGCAUGCUGUUAGAAGCUUUAACAGCAUGCUACGAGAAUGCCAGCCAUUGGAGCAGUCGCAGACAAAUUCUCUCCAUCUUUGCCGAUAAGGUCAGCUUCAAAACUGUUCAACAAUGAAUUCCAGAUAUAACUCGCUAUCGAUAUAGCAUUGCAAGACACCACCUGUUGCUACAUGGCAGAGGCGCUGACAUUUCUCCCCAGAAACACGUCAGAAUUAAAGUACCUCCAGAGAAGCUCGACCACUUUUUGGCUUUCAUUACCAGUGCAAGGGUAAUACAAGAUUUGCCCUUUGGGGAGAAAACCUUAAAGCUCUCUACCACUGAAAUAAAGAUCCCAAACGUCAUAAGAAACUCCAUACCAGAACAGAUAAUUCAGCAGUAUCAGAGCUACUGUGCGGAGACCGGAUUUAGUUCCCCUUUGAGCAGUAGUAGCCUUUGCAGGAUACUAGACGUUUGUUCUGCAUCUACCCGCACCUCGCUUCAAGGCCUCGACUACUUCUCAGCAGAAGGUGGCAAAGCAUUUGAUGACAUGGUUACAGUCGUAGAUAAGCUAGGUGACGUCUAUGAACUUGGUCUGACAUGGUCCAAGGAGCAGAUUAGAAAGCUGAAACUGGCAAAGCGUUACUUUAAAAGUGAUUACAAGGUCAGUGACCUUUUAAAGAAUUUUUUAUUAGACGAAAUGCCUUGAGAAAAUGAUUACAUGUUUUGUUUCGUUCCUUUUCUUUUCUUUUCUUUCUCCCAAUCAAGUUAAUGAAAAAUGAACUUAGAUGUCCUUAACAAUGGGCGCCGCGUCCUAGCGCUUUCAUCAAAAUGCCGUAGUUUAUGUACGAUGAAUUGUUAUAGCUGAUACAUUAAUUAUGUGAUGUUUGUGUUUUUUUCAGAGGUUCAUGUGUCAUCAACUUCAAGGGUCCCUGAUCAUUGUAGACCUUAUGCCCUCAGUCUUGCUAACGAUUCCAAUUUUACCACCACGUGUAAUCAUCAGCACGAUCUAGUUUGUGAUAGGUGCAACCUGUUUCCUGCUGUUGUCCAAGAAUUAGAGUUACAGGUGGAAAAGGCUAGGAUUCCUCACGAAGACAAAGAAGAAAUGAAGUUUGUGGUGGCGCAGUCAAAGAAGAACAUAGAAGCCUGGAAAGCACACAUAUUACGCUUCAUCAAUCAAGAUGAGGCCCGCCUUGACAUCCUGAAAGCAGUAGAUGACAGCUCUGUAUUGGUGGUGCUAGAUUGGGCAAUGAAGUUCAUCCCAAGAAAGUACAGAGAGAGCCAGGCGGACUGGUUUGGUAAGAGAGGCCUCUCCUGGCACAUUAGUGUGGCAAUGAAAAAGCCUCCUGGAAAAACCUUGCAGACGCUGACUCUUGUCCACGUGUUUCAGAAAAGUAACCAAGACAGCCUGUAUGUGUUGGCCGUCAUCGAUGAU
This is a messenger RNA of Paramuricea clavata, 2676 nucleotides long. Lineage: Eukaryota; Metazoa; Cnidaria; Anthozoa; Malacalcyonacea; Plexauridae. The record is from the annotation of a GenBank genome assembly.